Messenger RNA from Sipha flava (yellow sugarcane aphid), 1425 nucleotides. Its product is annotated as dynein regulatory complex subunit 3-like. Bases 1 to 1425 code for a protein of 474 amino acids. Lineage: Eukaryota; Metazoa; Arthropoda; Insecta; Hemiptera; Aphididae. The record is from RefSeq and is a predicted model, not a curated record. Gene Ontology annotation, molecular function: protein binding. The transcript has 4 exons.
AUGACAGAAGAAACAUCUGAAUCAGAAAACAAAGAUUGGACGUUUAUAACGCCUGCUCUUAUCAAAAAUGCAUAUUUAGAACAACAUUGUACCAAAGAAGAAAUUCGUCUGAUAGAUUUGAAACCAUAUUUCAACUGGAGCAUGAUCACCGAUUUGGAUUUGAGUUUUUUGAAACUUACUCAUAUUGAAAACUUAAGUUUAAUCACUAACGUAACACGUUUGAAAAUGAUUCAAAAUAAUAUUAAGCGCAUAGAAAACCUAGAAAAGCUCGUAAAAAUAGAAAAUCUUGACUUGGGGUUUAAUGAAAUUACUAAAAUUGAAAAUCUUGAAUGUUUAACAGAGUUGAAGAACUUAAAUUUGCAAGGAAAUAAAAUUUCAAAGUUGGAAAACUUAAAUGGAAAUUCAAAACUAUCGUCGAUUAAUGUAGUCUAUAAUGAGAUAAGCGAUAUUAACGAAAUAUUUUAUUUGAAGCAUUUAAAAAAUUUACGAAGUUUGGAAGUGGCAAACAAUCUAUUUGGAACCAAUUACAGGCCGAUAAUUAUAGAUCAAUUUCCGGAUUUAAUGUUCAUUGAUUUUGAAAAAAUAACGAACGUGGAACAGUCAACAGAUAAAUCAUUGAAAAAUGUUCAGGGUUCACAACAUUUAAGAAAUGUGAAAUAUUUCAGCUCCAAGCUCCACCGUGAUUCUUUUUUGGACGAAACGGAUGGUGAAUAUUUCGUUAAGUUUUUGUAUCAAGGAGAUGAUGACGGUCAAAUAUUGAGUAAAUGGGACUUAGCGGUGCGGACGGCUUUUGAAAAAUAUCAAGAUGAAAUGACCAUAAAUGCUAUAGAUUUGUGUGAUGCAUGUUUGAAAAAUCUUGCAAUCAGAGACAAAGUGAUUUCAACGUUCAAGUCGACUCACUACAAAUUUACCACGAAAUGGGUUCAAAAAUGUCGCAAUAGUGUUGAAGAAUUUGUAGAAAUUAAAAUGAGACUGAAUGAGGAAUUUAUCGAUAGUGAUUCGUAUCCAGAUGACGUAAUUAAAAAAGUUGAGGACGAACUAGAAAACGAAAUUAAAAUAUUUUUGGAAUCAUUAACUCCAAUAUUUGUUAGUAUGCGUGAAGUUGAAGAUAAUUAUUCAAAAGUAUUGUCUAGAAACGUGAAAUCAGCAAUGGGAAAUCCGAACAGAGUUAUACCAGAUAUGUACAUACAGCACUUUAAAGACAAAAUUACAUUAAUGCAAGCGGCAAAUAAAAUUGCAGAUUAUCAUUUGGAUUUAAUUUACAAACGAGAGGCAAAAAUUAUUAACGAUUCAAAAACAUGGUUGAAAAUCAUUGUAGAAGAUUUGAAAAAUUCCGAAAGAGAUAGAUACUGGAUAGUAUUCGAAGAAGUGAAAACACUUCGUGCAAACGAAUUACAAAGUUUUAAUAUGAUAUAUGAUAUAUGA